Messenger RNA from Mya arenaria, 378 nucleotides. RefSeq names its product lipopolysaccharide-induced tumor necrosis factor-alpha factor homolog. Gene Ontology annotation, molecular function: zinc ion binding. NCBI's taxonomy places the organism in Eukaryota, Metazoa, Mollusca, Bivalvia, Myida, Myidae. Bases 1 to 378 code for a protein of 125 amino acids. The record is from RefSeq and is a predicted model, not a curated record. The transcript has 3 exons.
AUGGGAGCAUAUUACCGUCGUAAGAUACCCCGUGAUAGCGUUCGCGUAAUAAACAAUCCGAUAUCCGUUGGCGCUCCGCCGAUUACGGUUUACGUGCAGCCACAAGCGUUCGUCGUGCAGCAGUUUCGGGAGGUUCCCCUGCGCAUGCGCUGCAUGUUUUGCCAGGCGGACGUGGUUACCUCUACCUAUUUUGAGAACGGCACCAUUACCUGGCUUUUGUGUGCAAAAGAUAGCACUUGUACAAAAUGUUAUAAGUUGUUUGCCUCCAGUGUUCCACUAGGCUGCUGUCUGAUUCCGUUCUGCAUGGAAGACAUGAAAGACGUUGUUCACAGGUACCCCAACUGUAACCAACAGGCCGGAAGGUUCAACCGGAUGUGA